Penicillium waksmanii is the source of this 1056-nucleotide messenger RNA. RefSeq names its product putative mRNA decapping hydrolase. Gene Ontology annotation, molecular function: hydrolase activity; RNA 7-methylguanosine cap binding. The transcript is spliced from 2 exons. The coding region runs from base 1 to 1056 and encodes 351 amino acids. Gene Ontology annotation, cellular component: nucleus; P-body. Lineage: Eukaryota; Fungi; Ascomycota; Eurotiomycetes; Eurotiales; Aspergillaceae. Gene Ontology annotation, biological process: deadenylation-dependent decapping of nuclear-transcribed mRNA. The record is from RefSeq and is a predicted model, not a curated record.
AUGGCUGAAGCUCGCAAUGGCUCCAAGGCUGCCGCUGAAGGCCUCAUCGCCAAAUUUCAAGUUGGAAAACUGCUCAAACAAGGUACCCCACGCAUUGCCUACUCCCCCCCCGCGUUUAGACAAUCAGCUAAAGCCCAAAGUACAGACCAACAAGGCCGACGCAUUACUGUGUUAGGAUCAAUCGACGGUGAGCAGGGAAUCCUCAUAGCCGAACGUGCCGCCUUCGCCACAGAAUCUCUCGAAGUCCUCCAUGCAUUCCACGCCGCCAUUACUCGAGUCAAAAACCUAGGUGACAAUGACAUCUACCGAUGGUACCUCGCCUCCUCCAAUGGCAAGAGCCAGACAUCAGAAGAGACACAGCAAGAUUUGAAGGUCAACCUGAUCUGGCCGUGCACGGCACAGCACAUCAAAAAAUACUCGGACCAACAAGUCCGCAUGGUUACCGAGACGCCAGAUAUCUACAAGCAGCACGUCCGACCCUUUAUGCAGGCCAAGCGUGAGGAGGGGCGACUGAACUGGGUGUUCAAUAUCUUGGAAGGUCGAACUGAGCAGGAAGAUGUUAUUAUGCGAGACCCCGGACACGGGUCGGAGGAUUCAUUCCUCAUGCUGCCAGAUCUCAAUUGGGAUCGGAAGACCCUGAGCUCGCUUCAUCUCCUCGCGUUGGUAGACCGACGGGAUAUUUGGAGCUUGCGUGAUCUUAAAAAGAGCCAUAUUCCUUGGCUGCGGUAUCUGCGACAGCGAGUUCUAGAGGCUACGGUAUCGAUCUACCCGGGUUUGGAGCAGGAUCAACUUAAGCUCUACGUGCAUUAUCAACCCACUUAUUACCACUUCCACAUCCAUGUUGUCAAUGUCAUGCUCGAAGCCGGCGCCACACAGUCCACUGGGAAGGCCUUUGGGUUGGAGAAUCUCAUCUCCCAGCUCGAAACAAUGUCCGGGGAUGAGAAUACGAGCAUGGCAGAUGUCGACUUGACCUAUUAUCUAGGUGAGGCGAGUGAGCUAUGGACAGACAUUUUUGCCCCGUUAAAGCAGGGCGCGCAGCCAUCUAAGGCGCAAUAA